AUGGCCUGCGAGAACUGUGCCUGUGGCUCUCAAUCCACUGGUACUGCCGUGCCUCUCAAGCGCGGCCCGAAAGCCGCCACCGCUUCGGGGGACGUUUGGUCUCUCCAGGCCCCCUCCGGCUCGGCCAGCGCGCGGUCGGCCUCCCCGAGUCGCCCCGCUGAGCGCGAGGAGCAGCUCCAGGAGAUCUUGGGCGACGUUCAGCCCCUCGCGAAGAAGUGCGGCGCGGACGAGAGGGAGGGGCAUCAGUGUUGUAAGGAUUUGAAGGGGGAGGAUGAGCGUAGAUUGAUCAGUCCGGAGAUUGUGCGGGAUGUGAUCAUCGGCCUGUCGGACGGGUUGACGGUGCCCUUUGCGCUUACGGCUGGGCUGUCGAGCCUUGGGUCCAGCAAGCUGGUCGUCACUGGUGGAUUGGCUGAGCUUUGCGCUGGAGCCAUCAGUAUGGGUCUUGGCGGAUAUCUCGCCUCCCAAGCUGAGCUCGACCACUUCCACUACCUCCGCCGUCAAACCCAAGCCCGAGUCCUCCGUUCCUGCUCUGGCGAAAUGGAGCGGGAAGUCCACUCCAUCCUCGGUCCCUUGGGCGUCAAAGAGACCCUCUCGCGUCUCGUCGCAGAGGACCUCCGGGGCGUGGAGGAUCAGCUCUACAUUGGCGGUGCGGCCGAUUAUGGAUCUGCGACGGAGGGGGUCAUGCGUGCGAGGGAAGGAAGCGGGAGCUCGAGCGGCAAGAAGGAGAAGAGAGGGUGGUUUGGGUGGAAGAAGGUCACUGGGGCAGAAGAGAGGGAGAGUUUGUUGGAGCAGGCAGGGGAGGGGGAGAAGGGGGAUGAAGAUAUGGGUUUGACGGCGUUCCUUCUCAAGUUUGGGGAGGGGAUGGAGGAAGUCCCGCCGUCCAGACUGUACAUAUCCGCCCUGACUAUCGGUCUCUCCUACUUCCUCGGCGGCCUCAUCCCGCUCAUUCCCUACAUGGCGAAUGUGACCGCUCAGACCGGCCUCAUCAUCUCGAGCUGCGUCACCGGCGUCGUGCUCUUCAUCUUUGGCGCCUUCAAGACGUACUUCACCGGCGCACAAGGCGGCUUUGGCGGGUACCUAUACGGAGCGACUUCGACGAUGUUUGUGGGUGGUCUGGCGGCAGCAGCGGCGUUUCUGCUUGUCAAAUUGUUGGAUGUGCGAGAGUGA
Messenger RNA from Dioszegia hungarica, 1167 nucleotides. Its product is annotated as VIT family-domain-containing protein. Gene Ontology annotation, biological process: intracellular manganese ion homeostasis. The record is from RefSeq and is a predicted model, not a curated record. Bases 1 to 1167 code for a protein of 388 amino acids. The transcript has 5 exons. NCBI's taxonomy places the organism in Eukaryota, Fungi, Basidiomycota, Tremellomycetes, Tremellales, Bulleribasidiaceae. Gene Ontology annotation, cellular component: fungal-type vacuole membrane. Gene Ontology annotation, molecular function: iron ion transmembrane transporter activity; manganese ion transmembrane transporter activity.